This is a messenger RNA of Coregonus sp. 'balchen', 3005 nucleotides long. Lineage: Eukaryota; Metazoa; Chordata; Actinopteri; Salmoniformes; Salmonidae. The record is from the annotation of a GenBank genome assembly.
GAGGAAGAGACAAUCCGAGGACUACCACACACCACUGGACGACCACACUCUUAGAAAACCACAAGAUGUCAGGACCAAAACAGACACUGACGGGUGAGUAUCCUGCAACCGUGUGUGUCUGUGCGCUACACUGCUUUUCUCUAGCACUAACACGCCUGACGAAACUACGAAACUAACCAACAAGCCCUUCAUCCGGUCACCCGGGUACGUUAGUGCUGGGAUAGAGCAAAAAAUAUGUAGCACCCCUUGGGGAUCCCUCAGAGAAUUGAGACAACCCAGCCAGAGCUGUAUAUUGUAUUUGAUGGAUUUAUCUAUAGAGAUAUACUGUAGGUAGGCUAUACAUAAUUUUACUGUAUGGCUUUGAACAUACACAAUGUAGUAGGUUCACACCCACAGGAGGCUGCUGAGGGAGGAAGGCUCAUAAUAAUGACCUGGAACGGAGCAAAUGGAAUGGCAUCAAACACCUGGAAAUCAUGUGUUUGAUGUAUUUGAUACCGUUCCACCGAUUCCGCUCCAGCCAUUACCACGAGCCCGUCCUCCCCAAUUAAGGUGCCACAAAAAAAGCAGCUUUUUGCAACCUGACCCUCUGCCAACACUUUACAAAAGCAACCUUCCGUCUAGCUUAAUCACUAUCUGACAAGUGUCUGGACAGGCUCGUGCUUUCACCUGUCCAAUCACGUCAGAUCAGGAAGUACUGAGAGAAUUCGAUUUUGAGAAUGUCUGUUGUUAGAAGAACUUUAGAACAGUGUUCUAGAAGCGAUGAUAUGGAAUGAGAUCAGUUAAAGGUGUGUGGACAACCAAUAAUCUUAUUCUCCCGAGUGGCGCGGUGGUCUAAGGCACUGCAUCGCAGUGCUAGCUCUGCCACUAGAGAUCCUGGUUCGAAUCCAGGCUCUGUCGUAGCCGGCCGCGACCGGGAGACCCAUGGGGCGGCGCACAAUUGGCCCAGCGUCGUCCAGGGUAGGGGAGGGAAUGGCCGGCAGGGAUGUAGCUCAGUUGGUAGAGCUUGGCGUUUGCAACGCCAGGGUUGUGGGUUUGAUUCCCAUGGGGGGCCAGUAUGAAAAAUACAAAUAAUGUAUGCACUCACUAACUGUAAGAGCGUCUGCUAAAUGACUAAAAAACGUAAAUGUAAAAUGACCGCCAUCCCUCCAUUCCACAGCCUUCUCCACCUCUCUGGCUGCAGUGCUGCUCCUCCUCCUCUCCACAGGGACCCAGUCAGCAGAACCUUCAGACAACCUUCAACCAACACAGUGGACACUCAGCCUGGACCUUGCCGAACCCACAAACACCAUGCUACCUGUAAAUGGUGAGUUUAAACUAUUCCUAACAGCUACUCUAAGAGGACUGCGUUUACACAGGCAUCCCAAUUCUGAUCUUUUGCCCAAUUAUUGGCAAACGAUCUGAUCUGAAUGGUCAAAAGACUUCCUGGGAAAAAAGGUAUCCUAAUCCUGAAUAAACUGGAAGGCCCUCUUUUGUUGUUUGUUGGAAAUGGUUGCUACAGGUUUUUUUUAUACCAUCACAUCAAAAGAGAGCCUUCCAGUUUGUUCAGGAUUCAGAUACCUGUUUCCAAAGAUCACCUGCCCCUGGCUGCGCCCCCCACGCCCCACCUUGGCUAGACUGAAUGUAAGGGUUAAGGGCUUUAGAUUAAAGCUUCUGCUACAUGAACCGUGCGUGUGUGUGUCUGUGUGUGUGUGUGUGUGUCUGUGUGUGUGUGUGUCUGUGUGUGUUUUACGCUACUGCUUUUUUUUGUAGUAGGGACGAUAAAGAUAUUGUCUGAUUGACUGAUUGCAGGUAGUGACAUGGAGGAGCCUCGCGUUCUGAGGAUGUCAAGACCCUGUAAAGAUGAAGAUGCUGACUACUGCCUGAACGGACAGUGCAUGUACCCCCUUGACAGCGAUACCCCUGCCUGCACGUAAGAGAUCACACAGACACACACAUACACACACACACACACACCACACACACAAUUAACUAAAAACGACCUGAACUCUGUCUCUCUGUGUGUAGGUGUGACUCGUCCUAUGGCGGACCUCGCUGUGGUCUGUUGGUCCACCAGGCAACGCUGUGCAAGUCAGCCACAAUAGAGGAGGUGAUUGGCAUCUGUGUGGGCGUGGCCUUGCUUGUCUGCUGCCUUGCUGCCAUUCUCUACUGCUGCAUCAAGAGAAGGUACACACGCUCACACACACUCACACACAACACACUCACACACUCACACACAUGCACACGCACACACACACACACACCGAUGCACCGCCUGUCAGGGGCUAGAGAAACAUGGGAAGAGAGAGAGAAACAUGGGAAGAGAGAGAGAAACAUGGGAAGAGAGAGAGAAACAUGGGAAGAGAGAGAGAAACAUGGGAAGAGAGAGAGAAACAUGGAAGAGAGAGAGAAACAGGGGAAGAGAGAGAAAACAUGGGAAGAGAGAGAGAAACAUGGGAAGAGAGAGAGAAACAUGGGAAGAGAGAGAGAAACAUGGGAAGAGAGAGAGAAACAUGGGAAGAGAGAGAGAAACAUGGGAAGAGAGAGAGAAACAUGGGAAGAGAGAGAGAAACAUGGGAAGAGAGAGAGAAACAUGGGAAGAGAGAGAAAGAGGAAACGAAGGAGAAAGAAAAACAGGGUCGUGUUGAGCGUUGUGACAGUUUCAACAGGGUCGUGUUGAGCGUUGUGACAGUUUCAACAGGGUCGUGUUGAGCGUUGUGACAGUUUCAACAGGGUCGUGUUGAGCAUUGUGACAGUUUCAACAGGGUCGUGUUGAGCAUUGAAAUGUAAUGAGUAGAGAUGACAUAAUUCCUUACUCUAUCAGAGGAGAUAGAAGCAGAGCAAGUUGGGUGGCAGGUAGCCUAGCGGUUAGAGCAAUGGGUUUGUAUCCCUGCAUUUAGCCUCUUACAUAAAAUAUGUGCAAGAUGGAAUAAGAUGGUUUCUAUAGUUUGUCUAACUUUUGAUAAUUUUCUGUCUCUUUUUUUGGUCUCUUCCUCCUCUGCUGUACCUCUCUCUCUUUCUAGGUGUGA